This is a messenger RNA of Prorocentrum cordatum, 1234 nucleotides long. The record is from the annotation of a GenBank genome assembly. NCBI's taxonomy places the organism in Eukaryota, Dinophyceae, Prorocentrales, Prorocentraceae.
CCCAAGAGCUGAUAUGGGCAGGCCUGAGCGUGCGCAGCGAGGGCCCCGCUCGCGCGGCACGCGGUCCCAGCGCUGGAACUGAUAACGCUGGGGACCCAGUCUCGAUGAGCAGCGGUACAAAGCCUGCUGCCACUGACGGCCGUUCCCGCACGCGCUGGAGUCCAGCGCCCAUGGUUGGGGGGCGGAAAGAUACGGAUACGUGUUGUCCUCGGACCUCUCUUGGGGUGCGUUCUGACCAGAAUUUCGAGGCGAAUCCAGCGGUGACAACGAGGAUUCCCCAGGAGGACCAGGAAAGGCCGAAAACGAAGGGGGACAACACGUAUCCGUAUCUUUGUCUCCCCCGACAUGGUCGGACGUGGGAGGGCGCCGCGGCACAGAGCUGCGGAGGUUGUGCUCGUGCUGCCGCGACCGCACCGCCCAGCAGAGCAGCUCUGGCUCGGACCAGCGAGAGCUCGGCCUCCCUGGUCGGGACAGGAGGCAUUCCCGCACGCGCUGGCCCAGACCUGGUAGACUCGGGCUCUCUCGUGCGCGACGAUGCCAGCGUCGUAGCCGAUGGCAGCGAAUCCCACACCUCGCCGAGAAGCACAGAUGGCCCGCUGGACUGCUCGCUAAUCUCGUACGCCAUGUCUCCAGCACUUUGGCUGAACUUCCGAAGGCUGCGAAGAGCUCGCGAAAGCUACUCAUGCCGCGGUCGACGCAAAGACCGAACAUCUGAGGAGAGCUCCCCUGCUCGUACCGGAGAGCAGCCGGCCCCCAGGGUUCAGACAGCCUGCCUUCUCGCACGCGCUGACCUCAACGUUGAAGAUGUCGCGGUCUGGCUCCAGAUUCGCUUCGCACAUCUCGCUGAGCAACGAGAGUGCCCGCUGCCACUGCUGGCCUUGCUCGCACGCGCUGACCCUGAUCCCAACAUUGUAGCUGUGACGUCGGGCUCCAGCUUCGCCUCCCACAUUUCGCUGAGCAGCGCCAAGAGCCCGCUGCCACUGCUCGCCCUUCUCGCACGCGCUGACUCCAGCAUUGUAACUAUGACGUCGGGCUCCACCUUUGCCUCGAGCAUCUCACUGAGCAGCGCCAGAGCCGGCUGCCAUUGCUCGCCCUUCUCGCACGCGCUGAUGCCAGCGUUGUAGAUAGAUGACGUCGGGCUCCAUCCUCGCAUCCCACAUCUCGCCGAGCAGCAACAGGGCCUGCUGCCACUGCCCGCCCUUCUCGCAGGCGCUGAUCCCGGCGCUGUAGCUGA